AUGAUCUUGUCAGACAAGUCAACAGAAAUGUGUAAAGCAGCAAGUAUGGAAAUGAAAUCAUACCUAAAAACAAACCAUGGAUUAUUUGAGUAUGAAAUUGAAAAGUUUGAUGACGAUCAAAAUUACUCUUGUGGUAAAAUCACUGAUACCUUGUAUUAUGCCGAACGAAAGAAAUCUGCAUUUUAUCAUGAUUUUAAACAGAUAUUUGACAGUGUGAAAAAAAUAGUAAGUAUUUCCUCACAGAAUCAUAAUCACCUAGAUGUUAAUAGUAUGUAUUCAGAAGAGUACUUGUUACAUUUCCUUAUUGAAAAUGUGCCAUACAUACCUCUGUGGACAAAAGUUAUGACUACUCUUGUUCAUCUGGAAGAACGCCAGAGUAAUGCAUCAGUAGAAAGUUGGUUUAAUUUAGUGAAAAAUCAUAUUUUAGCAGGCAAAAGAAGAAUGAAAUGUGGUAGGUUCAUUGAAAAUAUAACCCAAUAUGAAGCUCACUGCUUUAGAAGGUUGAAUUACAAAUACCUAGACGUAUAUGUGCCAUAA
Messenger RNA from Macrosiphum euphorbiae (potato aphid), 537 nucleotides. NCBI's taxonomy places the organism in Eukaryota, Metazoa, Arthropoda, Insecta, Hemiptera, Aphididae. The record is from the annotation of a GenBank genome assembly.